AUGCACCGACUAGUGCAGCUAAAAACCCAAAAAUGGGUUAUCAGCGAGGGCCCGGUGGCUGAAUUUGCUAAAUUAGCUAUGAAGACGAUGUCGGCUAGUUAUCCGGAAGGGCGUUUUGAAACUCGCGAAAUAUGUCUGAGAUACCUUCUCCAUGCGAAUGCGAGCUACAGCAACACUUCUACACAAUUUAUCAGGAUACCUCUUUUAAUCAAAGGUGAGAUAAAAAAAGCAGAAGCUUUAGAAAUCCAGGCAGCAGAGAUAUUUAAGAGAGUGGCAGGAGUUGAGCACUCAGAUACACUCCAUAGUAUGAACGAUCUUGCAGUGAAAUAUUUAGAACAAGGUCGACAUAAAGAGGCGGAAGACCUGGGGGUGCAAGCACUAGAGAUACCCAAGAGGACGCUAGGGGAAGAACAUCUAGAUGUAAUCAUAAUGAUGAGCACCCUUGCAAGAAUAUAUCAUGACCAAAGUCGAUGGAAAGAGGCGGAAGAAUUACAGGUGCGAGUAGCAGAGACAUACAAGAGGGUGCUGGGCGAAGAACAUCCAGAUACGCUCACUGCUUUCAACAACCGUCUGGUAACAUUUCAAGAGCAAGGGCGAUGGAGCGAAGCAGAAGAUCUAGCGGUUGAGAUAUUGGAGAAAUGCAAGAAGAUGCUGGGACCAGAACACCCAGACACGCUUACCUGCAUGUCUAACCUGACAGCAAUAUACGGGGGGGCAACGCCGGUGGAAAGAAGCAGAAAAACUAGCAGUACAGGGCCUAUUAGAAAAGCAGAAGAUUUUGGGUCACAGCUCCUAGAAGUAGAGAGAAGGGUACUAGGGGACGACCAUAGACUUACACUACAAAGUUCUGGCAUCCUUAUAGAGGUAUACAAAGGCCAAAACCGGUGGAAAGAGGUGGCGUAUUUAGGUAUACGGUUACUGGAGGCACAGAAGAAGAAACUGGGCGAAGAGCACCCCGAUAUACUAGACAGCAUGAACAGUCUUGCGCUGGUAUACCAACGGCAGGGUCGCUGGAAAGAGGCAGAAGAUAUGGGGACGAUAUUGGUUGAGUUAAGCAAGAAGCUCUAUUAUUACGCCCACUGUUAUUCUACUGCUUCUACUGCUUCUACUGCUUCUACUGCUUCUACUGCUUCUACUGCUUCUACUGCUUCUACUGCUUCUACUGCUUCUACUGCUUCUACUGCCACAUUUCAGUCAUCGUAA
Molecule: messenger RNA, 1203 nt
Organism: Trichoderma asperellum CBS 433.97
Lineage: Eukaryota; Fungi; Ascomycota; Sordariomycetes; Hypocreales; Hypocreaceae
Molecular function (GO): protein binding
Source: RefSeq, a predicted model, not a curated record